Molecule: messenger RNA, 2723 nt
Organism: Nematolebias whitei (Rio pearlfish)
Lineage: Eukaryota; Metazoa; Chordata; Actinopteri; Cyprinodontiformes; Rivulidae
Gene: qkia
Product: QKI, KH domain containing, RNA binding a
Exons: 8
Coding region: 288-1457 (389 amino acids)
Biological process (GO): regulation of mRNA splicing, via spliceosome
Cellular component (GO): nucleus
Molecular function (GO): mRNA binding
Source: RefSeq, a predicted model, not a curated record
GAACGUCCCCGAGCGCACACGGCGUAAAGGAGAGUACGGCGCGCGAGUCUGUGGAUCGGACAUAACGGUUUUCUUUUUGGCCCCCCUUUUCCACCGAAAUAACAAGAACCAAGCAAACCUGAGUCCAAGAAGGGCUUAGAGUGUUCUGCGAUCAAGGAAGAGGGAAGCGAGGGAUAGGAGCAGCAAGUUUCUUUUUUACAUUUUCUUUUUUUUCUCUCUCUUUAAAAGGGGAUUUUGUGUUGGUUUUUUUUUUCCACGGUGGUUUGUUCUCCGCUCUCGCCGCAAAGAUGAUGGUCGGAGAGGUCGAAGUGAAGGAGCGACCGAGGCCGAGUCCCGACUAUUUGAUGCAGUUAUUAAACGAGAAGAAGCUCAUGACCAGUUUGCCCAAUCUCUGUGGCAUCUUCACACACUUGGAGAGGCUUCUGGACGAAGAAAUCAACAGAGUGCGUAAAGAUAUGUACAGCGACACAGUGAAUGGCCUUGUGGACAGACACCCACUGGAGCUGCCUGAACCAAUCGGACCCAUUGUUCACCUGCAGGAGAAACUGUUUGUGCCUGUCAAAGAGUACCCAGAUUAUAACUUUGUGGGGAGAAUUCUUGGUCCCCGGGGACUCACUGCCAAACAGUUGGAAGCAGAGACGGGAUGCAAAAUCAUGGUGCGAGGCAAGAGCUCCAUGAGAGACAAGAAGAAGGAGGAGCAGAACAGAGGAAAGCCCAACUGGGAACACCUAAAUGAAGACCUACAUGUCCUAAUCACAGUGGAAGACACACAGAACAGAGCUGAGAUCAAGAUGAGGAGAGCGGUAGAGGAAGUCAAGAAGCUUCUUGUACCUGCUGCCGAGGGUGAAGACAAUUUGAAGAAGAUGCAGCUAAUGGAGUUAGCUAUACUCAAUGGAACAUACAGAGACAACAACAUUAAAACAUCCGCCCUUGCGUUCUCUCUUGCAGCGGCGGCAGUAGCCGCACAGGGCCCCCGUCUCAUAGCAGCUCCAGCAGGUCAGGUGUUGCCUCCUCAGGCACUCCGGCCUCCGACACCAGCUGGAACCCCCAUCAUGAACAUCAUUCGGCCUACUCAGAUGGCUGCCAUGCUGCCCAAUGGCACCCCCACCCUGGUGCCUCCCACACCGGAUGCUGGCCUAAUCUACACCACCCCCUACGAUUACCCUUACGCCUUGGCACCCACCUCGCUGCUGGAGUACCCCAUCGAGCACAGUGGGGUUCUAGGUAAGAGAGCCUGGGGAAGCAUGGCUGCAGCAGGUGCAGCGGCCAACUUUAGCCAACCUGGACAGGAGGGCAGCUUGUUUUACCCUGGAGCUGGGAUGCUGGAUGCAGCUUCCCUGAGCCACAGUCAGGACUUAUUGAAAGGUGCAAUGGCUACUAAAGUGAGACGGCAUGACACGCGGGUCCAUCCUUACCAAAGGAUUGUGACCGCUGACAGAGCCGCCACCGGCAACUAACACAUGACCUUCUGACCUCUGAACUCUUCACCCAAUGAUGAGCCGCCCCAAGCCUGCCUGCUGAUCAGUUAACUGGUAAUUGCCUUUUGCUAGCCUCUUGGACGCAAGUGACAGAGAGAGGCGCCUGCCUGUACAGUUACCCUAACACGUUCUGACAAAAAGAUAGAAACCAACGCAGACUCUUCACUGAAACACACGAAACAAAAAAAAAAAGUUGUGUAUUAUUCAUUUUCCCUCUGUUCAUUAGUUAAGUUCCCAUUCUCUCUCUUUCUUUUUCUCCAUGAAUCACGCUCUGGGUGGAUGUGUUUGUGGUAUUACUCAUGAAUCUGCACUGAAUUAUAUAGCAAUAAAGACCCCCACCCCACCCACCCGUCCUCCCUUAACUACUCUGAUUCGGUGAUCUCACUUGCUUUGGUCAAAGUUCAACAUCUGCAGUAAAACCAUUUGGUUUCAGAGUGAUAACGUAAUCGUCCUCAAACAGCCCCCCCCCGACCCCACCCUGCUCGAAGCAUAUUUUGUAGGAGCACCUACGUGCUCCCACGCUCUUCAGACAUCCACCCACGGCGAGAGAAAAAGAAAUGGAAGGAGCGAGAACGUCCACUUACAUUAACUUGUUUAAUUUCUGUCAUUUUUCACAUGUAUUUCAGUUGAGCUCCAUGUUGUAAUUAUGAGCUGACACAUUCUGGGUGUGCCCCUCUAAACAGCUUUCUGCGUGUUUUUUUAUUUUAUUUUUUUUAAGCAUGGCUGAAAUGGUUGCUGAAGGAGCUUUUUAUGAUUUAUGUGUUGUUGUUUUUCUUCUGUCUUGAUUUUAUGUUUAAUUUUCUUUUGAGUCAUUUUCUCCACUUUCUUUGUUUUUUUUUGGUUCAGAUUUGACUAACUAGCUUAAGGAGCUAAAACCGUGCAGGUGGUUACCUCUAAACGUCAGAACACAGUUUAGUGUUUGAGGCAGGCUGCAGAAACUAAGACAGCAAGAUGGGACGGUCACUAUUUGGGUCGAUGGGUCUCUGUGUGCGUGUGUGUUCCAGUUAAUACUAAAAUGAAAGAAGGGUGUGUGUGUUGAGGCUCCGGGGGCACAGCAGCAGUGCUUAUUAGCUACUGGCCAAUGCUACGCCCUCAUCCACACUACAUCCACUAUCCAGUGCCUGAUGUAUUUAGAUCGGGGGUUCCCAACCCUGGUCCUUGAGGAACACCAUCUUGUAUGUUUUAGUUGUUUCCUGCUUCAACACACCUGAUUCUAAUUAAUGGGUGGUUAACAAGCUUGAAGUA